AUGCUUGCAGUAAGUGUUAUUGGAAUGAUUGGGCUUUUGGGAGGACUGAGGGGAGAGAAUCCUCUUGUCUGUGAAGGAGAAUGUGUGUCUCCCAGUGUAAACAAGGAGAUCAAGGUAGCAGAAGAGAGAUGCAAAGACAUGAGGGAGAGAGGUGAGAAAUUCUACAAGUCUGUUGUGAAUUUAUAUAGCCUUGGGCUGACAGAGUCCAUGAAAAGAUGCUUGGAUGAACAUCCAAGUGAGAAGGGACAGGAGCUAUACGAGGCGUUGGUUUCUGAGAAUGAGGUGCUUCAAGAGAAACUCGAGAGGCUCAGGGAGGCGGUUGAGAAUAGCGAGAGUAGUUUUGAAGAGCUAAAGGGCCUCAUAACCGACGCGGCUGAGGCAUCAUUUAGGACAUCCAAUGCUAUGGUGAUGCUGAGUAUGGAGGUUGGAUUCAAUGAGAUGAGAGAUGUGCAGUCAGGUUCGCCACAAGCCUCUCAGUGA
Encephalitozoon hellem ATCC 50504 is the source of this 480-nucleotide messenger RNA. RefSeq lists its product as uncharacterized. The record is from RefSeq and is a predicted model, not a curated record. The transcript has a single exon. The coding region runs from base 1 to 480 and encodes 159 amino acids. Lineage: Eukaryota; Fungi; Microsporidia; Unikaryonidae.